This is a messenger RNA of Geodia barretti, 1284 nucleotides long. The record is from the annotation of a GenBank genome assembly. NCBI's taxonomy places the organism in Eukaryota, Metazoa, Porifera, Demospongiae, Tetractinellida, Geodiidae.
UCAAAAGAAGACGAUUUCGCGUGAUACUGAGCAGAGCCGCGUUGAUCAAGUCAAGGAAGACACAGACAUGAGCUUCGCGUCCGAGACGACCACUGAUCAGGGGAGCCUCAGCGACGUGGUGCACGAAGGGACGUCGUCCCGCGCGAGCGCCACGAGCAGCAGCGGAGCUAGCUGUCAGCAGGACGGUGAUCUGGGCGGCGACGGGAGCGAGAGCGAAUCGUACGUGGAGGUGGAGCAGCUGGGAGACGACGGAGGCUCCGCACCGCCGGGUUUCCCGUCGCUGACCACCCCAACCGUCCUUACUUCGCCCGCUCCGUCCCCGCCGUGCAACGGCAACGUCGUGAGACACGUAACGAAGAGGACGCUCAUCACGCUGCACCAGCGAAGCGUGCUAGAGGAGUACUACCGGAACGGGAUGACCAGCGCGUCUCAGCAGUUGGCGGAGGUGCACGAACUGGUGGCGGCCAAGACAGGACUAGACAUCACCGUUGUGCGGAGGAGGAGAGUUAUAAUGGAGAGUGUUGAUAGAGAGCAUCAGCAACCAAUGGAAGUGAAACCGCACCAGCAGCCUGUGGAGAUCAAGGAGGAUCCGACAGAGGUGCGCUACGUGCUCACCCAGAAAGGUGGCCAGGCACUGCUCUAUGGCGGGCACUGCUUCUACAAAGUGCGAGACGGCGAGAACAGAAAGACAUUCUGGAGGUGCUCCAAGUACAGGACCGAAUCGUGCGAGGUUCGCGUGACCACGCUCGAAGAUCAGGUCGUGGGUAUCCGAGGGCAACACAAGCACCCGGCCGAAAACAACUCUGAUCGUAUCCGGGCAUCUUCCGAGACCCAGUUGAACUGGAUCAGGAACCGCAGGAGACCCAACGCUGCGAAAAUGGCAGAGAAACUGGCAGAGAAGAUUGCUCCGUACACCAUCGCCGCGACUUCCUCCCUCCCCUCCCAGCUGCCGACACUCAUCCACUCCAACCCCACCUCCCUCCCCACUCUCACCACCUUCCCACACCCCAUGGUCGUCACGACUACCAACCACCAUCACAACCUGGCCACUCCGGGACUGAUAAGGGUGACAGACACCGCUCCCCAUAUUCCCGUAAUUCCAUUUGGCUCCCAUCUCACUGGCCCGGAAGCGAAACGCAUCUGUCUGGACCAUAACAUUCAUCACAGUAAGCUCUCUCUCUUCUCACUCUAGUUGAGUAGACCAUAGCCCCUUGUAAUUAUGUCACCGCUAGCACAACACACAAAGGGUGUUCUGACUGGUGAAGCCCCUAAUAAUCAGGACAC